AUGUCUGAGCGGACACGAGACACCGCCCUCGAGGCCGUUGAGCCGUUCAACUGCAUCGAGUGCAAGCCCAACACCUCUAAGACGGAAGAGUCACCGAAGUCGCCGACGCCGCUGCUGUGUGACGUGAACAAUGUGGUGACAGAUGCGCUGAGGCUGCGCAAUAGCAGCGAUGAGCUGGACGGCUAUUGCAGCUCCUGUGAAGGAUCCCUGCCAGACAACAGCGUCAGCAGCAGUAGUGAACCGACCUCUAGAACGGCGUUGCCCACAAGCGUUGCGGCGGCUCUGCACAGGAACAGCUCUCGCCAGUCCCACCACCGCCGCUGCCGCUAUCGCGGUCGUGGAUCGCCGAUAAGAAGCGCUGCCCGCGAUGAGGAACGACAACGUCUGGUGGCCAUAAGCCUCGCUGAGCGGAUGGAGAGGGCGGAGACGAAAGGGAAACUUGUGCAGUCGACAGACUCUGCUACCACGACCACGUCAUCACCUGUCGAGGAAGCGUCGGCAGUAUCUGAGAUGGAGGAAAUAGCUCGCGAAAGCGCCUUCAAUGAGAUUCCCAUGGCCUAUCCAAAGUCGAUCGCCGCGGCCACAGGUAGGAAGACGUCGCUGACAAUGAUGUCAGUGACACUGGGCGUCGGGAACCGUACUCCCAAGACCGCCAAGCGAAGCAACAGCAACAGCCCCCACACCAUUCCGCGGAGUGCAGUGGGUGACAUGAAUGAUACGAUGCUGCUGCAGAUACCCACGCCGAUCUUGGUGCAAGACGAAGAAGGCGAGUCCACCAGGUUGCUGCACUCCUCUACAGUGUCACAACCACCCCCGUCGUCCAGAGGCAACAGUAACGCUGUAGAGGCGUCGAUAGAGAGCGCUGUAGCGGAAAGGUUCAGUGUAGAGACGUCGCCCACCGAGAUGCCACGCCCCCGCGCACCUUCUCCCACUGGUACGCUAAGCCUGGCGGGCAGUGCGCUCACCACCAGCAAUGGCAACAACACCGGAGGCGACAGCGGCACCCUUGGCAUGGGAAGCGCGCUGCGUAUAAAAUCAGGCGGUACGGCGGUUCUUCCCCUCGUCGUCGAGCCAUCACGUGUUGCGCCCGCUGCAGCGGGUCUGAUGAAGAGCAACAUGGUUAAUGUCGACCAGGGGUCUGUUACGCACACCACCGCCUCCGACCCAGUGCAGGGAACUUUUCAAGACCCCUCUGCAGAGCCGCAGCUCGAUAAGAAGCAGUUCAUCGCAUCAGUAGAUAAGACCGCGACAGGCACCACAGGCGUUGCCGUACAGGGCACACACAUGCCCGGCGUCGCCACGUUGAAGUCAACGAAAGUGGCAGUCCUGGCACACAAUGUAGCUGCCGCCACCUCUGCCAAGCACCUGCAGUCCCCCUUGGGUUCCCCUACCCAUGUCGAUCUUUCCAGCUCAUCAUCAGUUGGCGGUCACCACCUCUCCGUAACGGAGGGAAACGCCUUCCUGAAGCAGUCCGGCUCUCGCCGCGAGGAGGCCUUCUACAACAUGAUUCAGCCCUAUCAAGAAGCGCUUGUGCGGGAAGCCGUACGACAGGCGCCGCACACAGUCGAGCAUUGGAACCACAACAACGCCGGUACGCAGUGCGCAGGCGUUCAAGAAGGCGCGGCCUCCACCUUCUCCUCUUCCCCCUCUAAAGCGCGGCACCACUCGCCGCCGCACACCAGCGCCGGUCGCCGGCAGAGCGAUGACAACGGCGACGGCGUCUUGGCCGACCCGGACGAUGUGGCUGCCAUGUACGAGGCCCGGUGGGAGGCCUACCAGCAGUACGAGGCGGAAGACAUGUCCAACUUGUGCAUUCUCGCCUCGGAGCAGCUGUCGGAGAGAAAUAUGGGGCGUGAACACCGUCGCAGUGGCGGAAGCAACAAGUGUGCGGGGCCGCUCCACUGCGGCUCAUCAUCGCCAGUGUCGCCGCACCAGGUGGACAAGGAUCUCAUCGAGUUAGCUGCCCGGCUGUGGUGGACGGUGCGCUUCCGUCACUUCUACCGCACUUCAGCGCCUGCCUACGAGGUGCAGCGGCAGGCAGCUGAGGCAGCAGGUCUGUUGCAACCUUCACCGUCGGCCUGUUCACCCGCAGUCAUCACCCCGAUUAGCGAUGAAGCAGCCAUCGCUAACUCGCGGUGCUCCGCGCCAGCGUCGCCGACAGACCCAUCCGUGAUGAAGCAGGGAAAAGCUGAGCACAGAGAGGAGACUGCGGCAGUCGGGGUGACGGCACCGCCCACCCAGACCCCAAGCGUGAGCGGUACCGCCACGCCAUGCAUGGUCGGCUCCUUUGCCGCCUCGCUCUUGGAAGGAGUCGCCACCCGCGACAGCGCUGUGGAGUUGCAGUAUGCGGCCCAGAAGCACCGCGCAUUGCAGCUGCUCGCUUCCUUCGUGCCACGCUAUCACGGCACGCACCGCCUCUUUAUGCGCGAUGUGCUUCGCUGCGAGCGAAAGGGGAGAGCCACAGUGGCGUCGGUCGCGCUGCAGAGAGAAGCGGGUCAGUGGCCACAGAGGGGGGGGCAGCAAAUCGUAGUGGAUGCCGACAACGACGACGACGAUGACAACAGUGGCAGCGACAAGAAGGUCUGCAUGAUCAUGCUGGAGUACGUGUGCUACCGUUUCCGUCACCCGUGCGUCAUGGACAUCAAGAUGGGCAGUCGCCAGUACGGCCUGCACCCCUCCGCAGAGAAGAAGCGGAGCAAGGACCGCAAGGCAAAGUUGUCCACGUCGGCGCGGUACGGCAUCCGCCUUGCUGGGUACCGCCUGUGGAAGGCAGAGGAGGGCCAGUAUAGCUUCCGCGGCAAACUCCAGUGCCGCUCUCUCAGCUUCAACGAGGUGAAGAGCGAGUUGUCGACCUUUCUGUUUCACAGUCACGAGAUGAAGCGAGUGUUCUGCCGGCAGCUGCAGAGGUUACGUGUCGCCUUCAGUCAGCAGACCGUCUUCCGCUUCUACACCUCCUCAUUACUCUUCGUGUACGAUGCCGAAGACCCACUGACGACGGCGCGGGUGACGAUGGUGGACUUUGCCUACACGUAUGAGUCGAGGGAGCUGCUUCAGGGCGGCGAUCCUGAUGCCCACUAUGCCUACGAUUUCCGAUACUUGAAGGCGAUUGACACCCUCCUCUCCCUGCUGGCGUAG
Messenger RNA from Leishmania braziliensis MHOM/BR/75/M2904, 3135 nucleotides. Its product is annotated as putative inositol polyphosphate kinase-like protein. Gene Ontology annotation, molecular function: inositol hexakisphosphate kinase activity. Gene Ontology annotation, cellular component: cytoplasm; nucleus. The transcript has a single exon. The record is from RefSeq and is a predicted model, not a curated record. Gene Ontology annotation, biological process: phosphatidylinositol phosphate biosynthetic process; inositol phosphate biosynthetic process. Lineage: Eukaryota; Euglenozoa; Kinetoplastea; Trypanosomatida; Trypanosomatidae. Bases 1 to 3135 code for a protein of 1044 amino acids.